AUGGCCAGUCGGGCGGACGCGGUGACGCCGGCUCCGUGGUGGUUUCGCGGCUCGAAGAACGCCCUGUGCUCGGCUUUCAUCGUGGUGGGCGUGCCGGUGGCGCUGGGGCUGAUGCUGGUGGGCAAGAUGCGCUGCUCCAUCUGCCUGGACGCGCUGCGGCUGGCGGUCGCCACCGACUGCGGGCACACCUUCUGCGGCCGCUGCCUCGUGCAGGCGCUGCGCCGGCGGCCGCGCGGCCGCUGCCCGCUGUGCCGGCGCGCCGUCGCCGCCGUCACCACGCUCUUCUCGGAGCGGGAGCGGCUGGCGGCGCCGCGCUCGCCGCUCUGCCGCCACAAGGACGCCGUCAGCGCGUUCGUCGCCGCCUACAACGGCCGCCGCGGCCACGGCACGGCGCUGCUGCGCGAGCUGCUGACCGACAUCUCCGUCGCGCUCCAGAGGUUCCUCGCCGACCUCAGCCUCGACCCGGAGCAGCACUAG
Messenger RNA from Schistocerca cancellata (South American locust), 477 nucleotides. Its product is annotated as E3 ubiquitin-protein ligase RNF170-like. The coding region runs from base 1 to 477 and encodes 158 amino acids. Gene Ontology annotation, molecular function: ubiquitin protein ligase activity. The record is from RefSeq and is a predicted model, not a curated record. The transcript has 2 exons. NCBI's taxonomy places the organism in Eukaryota, Metazoa, Arthropoda, Insecta, Orthoptera, Acrididae.